Molecule: messenger RNA, 3466 nt
Organism: Synchiropus splendidus (mandarinfish)
Lineage: Eukaryota; Metazoa; Chordata; Actinopteri; Syngnathiformes; Callionymidae
Gene: arhgef19
Product: Rho guanine nucleotide exchange factor (GEF) 19
Exons: 16
Coding region: 170-2983 (937 amino acids)
Biological process (GO): regulation of actin cytoskeleton organization; activation of GTPase activity
Molecular function (GO): guanyl-nucleotide exchange factor activity; protein binding
Source: RefSeq, a predicted model, not a curated record
GUGGAGGGAGCUGAGGACGGACUUAAGCUGGGAGGAACACAAGGCUGCAAUGGAUAGCGGAGCUCAGCCUGACCCUGCGAUGGCCUGGAUUCACACACUGCUGCUGGCCGGCAUCCAGCACCCACACUAGGCUGCUAAUGCCAACGAGCUUUCGCGUUCGGGUCCAGUCAUGCUCCCUGGAUAUGGAUUCUGCCACUUCCCUGAAUUCCAGACCCACUCACACGCCUUUUGCUGCAGAGGAGGCAGUUCCAGCAUGUGGAUCCCUGAUCCGACUCUGAGCGAGGUCCAAGAGGACCGCCCGCUCCUCCACCCGCGCUGCCACAAGCACAUUGCAGUUUGUCAGGAGGAAAGGCUGGCUUUUAUUGAGCUGCACCCACCAGUGACUCCUAAAAUUAACGGCCACAGCUCCCCGAGGCAGCCGAUCAGCCGUGACGCUCAAUGCUCCCCGGCUCCUCCGCCACUGAACCUCACACAGCCUACACCCAGCGCCGACUCGCAGAACGGCUGUCACAGUCUGGAGGAAGGCAGGCUGAACUUGAACGCAUCUGUAGGUGACACUGAAUGCCAAAAUGGCGUCAGGACUUCUCCACAGGAGCAGACUGAAACAGUUAAGACAUCAGCUCCUUGUCCUCUCCACACAUCUCUCAGCCUUCCUCUGUCGUUCCCCCUUUCCUCGCUCUACACAAACACAGAGCCUUGGGAUGCUGCGCUCUCGCCGCCGUCACCCGCAGGCCAAGACUUCACCCAGCCACAGAGACGAACGUCACAGGGUUCGCUGAAAGAGAAAUCCAUCAGGAGGAAGAUGCAGGUUUACUCUCCAGACAGCCUCAGCGAUGAAUCUCUCAAUAGCCCAAUCUUGGAUCCAGACUACAUUUUCUCAGGACCUUUUGCAUCCUUCCUGGAGGAGGAUCUCAGCGGGCUGUCCUCACCAACGCCCAUCGAGGCUCCUCAUGACGACCUGCUUAGUUUACCUGCAGAACCUCUGCAGAUCAUCGAGGACUCUGGCGUGGAGGACGACAGCAGUUCCAUCGACACCUCCACCGCCUCUGGAGGUAGCUUCUUACCAUGCAUUCGCCCUGGAGACCAGGAGCGCCGGAGGUUCUCUGCCUCUGAGCUGAUCUCCAGACUUCAGCUGUCACAAAGGAAGAACUCGUUCACCUUGAAACUUGGAAAGUCGCUGUCGGCUCGAGUUUCCUCCAGAGACCGGCAGAGUUCCCACAGCCUCGGAUCCAGCAGCGACUACAAGGCUAGCUGGAAGCAGCGAGGCUCUGUGGGCUCCAGUGACAGCGCCCCUCACAGUCCAGUGGGACCUGCACCUCCUCUUCCUGGCUCUGACAACGGAAUACAUCGCUGGAGCUCCAAGCUUGGGAUGAGGAAGAGAUCAGUGGAUGAGGAUGUGAACGUUCAUCAGACUGUGGCCUGCGCAAAUCGACUGUCCAGGUUUUUGCCCAGUUCGAUUCUGUAUCAGGAAUACAGCGACGUGGCCAUCAACCGGGAGAUCCAGCGUCAACAGGGGAAGGAGCCUGGCACAGAAGAGGACAGUCAAGGCGAGGAGGGCUUCGAAGGGACCACCUCGCCUUCCAAUUUGUCGCCGUCAAGCUCCUUUCGCUCGUCCAGAGGAUCCGCUUUUGCUCUGUGGCAGGACAUUCCCGACGUCCGCACCAGCGGUCAGCUGGACAACUUCAGCAACGAGGAGAGAAAGCUGCAGGAGGCGAAGUUUGAGCUGGUGACGUCAGAAGCGUCGUACAUCCGCAGCCUCACGAUCGCUGUGGAUCACUUCAUGCUGUCCCAGGAUCUCUCCGAGUGUCUGGCUGCUCAGGAUAAACAGUGGCUCUUCUCCAAGCUGCCUGAGGUCAAAGAUGUCAGCGAGAGGUUCCUUCAGGACCUGGAGCAUCGACUCGAGGAAGACAUUCUGCGCUUUGACGUGUGCGACAUCGUCCUGGAGCACUGCCCGGCUCUGCGCCGCGUCUACCUCCCUUACGUCACCAACCAGGCGUACCAGGAGCAGACGUACCAGCGUCUACUGCAGGAGAACACGCGCUUCCCCGUGGUCCUCGCGCGUCUGGAGGAGCACCCCGUCUGCCAGAGACUCCCCCUCACGUCCUUCCUCAUUCUCCCCUUCCAGAGAAUCACCAGGCUCAAGAUGCUGGUGGAGAACAUCCUGAAGAGGACGAGACCAGGAUCCCGAGAUGAGGACACGGCGACGAAAGCUUUCAAUGAGCUCAAGAAGAUCAUCAAAGAAUGUAACUCCAGUGUUCAGUCCAUGAAGCGGAUGGAAGAGCUGAUCCAUCUCAAUAAGAAGAUCCACUUUGAGGGCAAGAUCUUUCCUCUCAUCUCUCAGUCCCGCUGGCUGGUGAAGCACGGCGAGCUGCUGGAGGUGGACACUCAGAUGAUGAGCAUUUCCGGCUCCAAACUCAAGCUGCCCACCAAACCGGUUUACCUGCAUCUGUUCAACGACUGUCUGCUGCUGUCCAGGAGGAAGGACACAUGGAAGUUCAUGGUCUUCGUUCACGCUAAAAUCGGUGAUUUAAAGGUGAAGGAUCUGAGUCAGAAGCUGCAGGGAAUCUCAGGCUUCAUCUUCCACCUGCAGCUGUGCGAGGGGCAGCAGCAGAAGCAUCAGAUCCUGCUCAAGUCCCACACCGAGAGCGGAAAGCAGCGGUGGAUCACCGCCAUGUUUCCGUCAGACCCCCGGGAAGACAUCGAGCAGGCCAGCGAGAGCGACGACAUGUUGCAGGUCCAGUGCAUCAAAAGCUAUCAGGCCCAAGAGCACGAUGAGAUCACCCUGGAGAAAGCGGACAUACUUCAUGCCAAGACCAUCACGAGUGACGGCUGGGUCGAAGGCAUCCGGCUGUCUGACGGGGAGCGGGGCUGGUUCCCCAAAUGUUACGUGGAGGAAAUCACAAGUCGCAGCGCCCGACUCCGAAACCUGCGAGAAAACAUCCGCAUCAAAUGUGUCACUCAGAAACUGGAGGGUGAGGACUGAAGGUUCCUCUCUCAUGUUGAGUUAGAAUUAUUUUAGUGGUGAGGAACUGGCCUGCUUCAGCAGACUUGUGUGAUCUGAACCUCGGAACCCGGUCCACUUGGAGAGUCGGAAAACGCAGAACCAGAGAACACUUGACGUUGCAAACCCCCAACACGUGCACUGCUCACUGCCAUGUAUAAUUUCAACCUUAUUUAUUAAUAAUAGUCGACCCAUUUCUAACCUCCGGUGCCCUGCAAACAUGUUCAAAAUGCCUUUCUUGUCCUACACUGGAUUCCUCUGUAUUUAAGUGUGCUGACACAGCACGUAUUUAUACUCCAAGCUGGACUCUGUACGGACAUGUAAAUGUCGUUGUGUAGAGGUUAACGUGUCCUUUGUACAAGAUCUUAUGAAUGAAAUAAUUGUGAAUAAGUUGUACUUUACUAAAAGGAGAGACUUCAUUUUUCCCCUGUGUUACAUUCCUCCUGUCCCUGCAACAUGAAGGGG